CUAAUGUUGAUUUAGGAUUUGAAGCAUUGUUUGUUAAAUUAUCAAAAACUUAUUAAUAGUAGACCCAUACUGUAACCAUAUUUAUAUAACACUCGUAAACUUUCAUUUUCAGCGGUAGCUAUUAAGCAAUUAAAUAUUUAUUGAGGAAUAAUUAAAUACAUAACAUACGCUGGUGUUAAAAUAUUUUUAAACAUUUACACUUGAAAAGAUAUAACAAGAUAAGUUGUUAUGAUUUGUCAGUAUGCAUUCGUGGCGAGACAAUAACGGACGUAGUAGAACGAUUUUAUUAGUUUUUAUGUUACAUAAAAUAAAAAAUGAAAUUUGCCGAACAUUUAUUAGCGCAUAUCACCCCAGAAUGGAGAAAGCAAUAUAUAAAUUACGAGGAAAUGAAGGCCAUGUUGUACUUGGCCAUCGAGGAGGCGCCGUCCGCCGAAAGCGUCGAACCCGAAGUUUUGACGCGCCACUUUAAAAACUUUGACGAGCAAUUUUUCCUAUACUGUGAUAAAGAAUUGAAAAAGAUCAACACAUUCUAUUCAGAAAAGCUGGCGGAAGCGCAAAGGAAAUAUGCCACACUCCUCAGCGAGCUAAAAACUACCCUGAGUGCGAUCGAACAAAAAAACAAACCAACAAAAUACAAAAACGUCGACUUAAAAAAGCAUAUACCCUCUAGGAAAUUGGCAGAACUUAAGUUGGCCUACAGCGAGUUUUACCUUAGUCUUAUUUUGUUACAAAACUAUCAAACUCUAAACUUUACAGGCUUCAGAAAGAUACUCAAAAAACACGAUAAGUUGUUGAAUGUUAAUUUGGGUGCCAAAUGGCGCGAGGAAUGUGUCGAAACUUCUCAUUUUUAUACCAACAAAGACAUCGACAGAUUAAUACAGGACACGGAGAACCUAGUGACGAACGAGCUCGAAGGGGGUGAUCGGCAAAAGGCAAUGAAAAAACUAAGAGUUCCUCCUCUAGGCGAACAGCAAUCGCCUUGGAUAACGUUUAAAGUUGGUUUAUUUUCAGGAUCUUUUAUAGUUCUUUUUGUAGCCGUCGUUUUAUCAGCCGUUUUCCACGAAGGGACUAGUGAAAGUUUAAAAACAGCUUUCGUAUUAUAUCGGGGACCGUUGCUGAUAAUUGAAUUUUUAUUUCUGAUCGGCGUAAACGUUUACGGAUGGCGAUCAUCUGGCGUUAAUCACGUGUUAAUUUUCGAACUGGAUCCGAGAAAUCAUUUGUCCGAGCAGCACCUGAUGGAGAUGGCUGCCAUUUUCGGGGUGGUUUGGACUUUGAGUCUAUUAAGUUUCCUUUACAGCGAUAGUUUAAGCAUUCCCCCUUAUGUAAAUCCCCUAAGUUUAACAUUUGUGAUGAUCGCAUUCGUUAUUAAUCCCUUUAAAGUUUUUCGUUACGAAGCACGAUUCUGGCUUAUCAAACUUUGUGGUCGGAUGUUUGCUGCGCCAUUUUUUUAUGUCGGAUUUGCGGACUUUUGGCUCGCUGAUCAGCUUAAUAGUUUGGUCUACGCGCUUUUAGAUUUCCACUUUCUCCUUUGCUUUUAUUUGACUACUGAUAAUUGGAUAGACGGUGGAGAGGUGUCUGAUUGUCGGGGCGUAGUUUUCUACACUCGCCCUAUAGUGAAUUGCAUUCCUGCUUGGAUACGCUUUGCCCAAUGCUUGAGGCGUUAUCGAGACACAAAAGAGGCCUUUCCUCAUCUUGUCAAUGCCGGAAAAUAUUCCACCACCUUCUUCGUUGUGAUAUUCAACACCCUCAGGGGGGUUAACAAACAUAAAUACGAUUCCUUAUUCGAUAAUCCGUACGUUUCUUUAUAUCUUAUUGCUUCUUUUGUAAGCUCAUGUUAUACGUAUACAUGGGAUAUAAAAAUGGAUUGGGGUUUAAUGGACAAAUCUGCGGGGGAAAAUAAAUUUUUAAGGGAAGAAAUUGUCUAUUCCAAGCCAUUCUACUAUUUCGCCGUAAUAGAAGAUCUCUUGUUACGUUUCGGUUGGGCACUUUCGUUCUUCGUCACGGAAAUGGGAUACGUGAGUGGGGACCUAAUGACGUCCAUAAUGGCCCCUCUUGAGGUAUUUCGACGUUUCGUUUGGAAUUUUUUCCGGUUAGAGAACGAACACUUAAACAAUUGUGGUAAAUUCAGAGCUGUGAGAGACAUAUCUGUGGCACCGAUAGAUGCGUCCGAUCACGUACAAAUUUUGCACAUGAUGGAUGACGAUGAAGGCGUCAUAAACCGGGGCAAAAAGGGCAAACAAAUAAAGAAAAAGGAAGAAAAAAGGCCCUUGUUAUUGGAAGAGAGUUUGAGUAAUCCGGAGUCGCCGAGUACCAGAAGCCCAAGUCCUAGGGACCGUUAGUAUAAACUUCCUUCCCACCCCUUACUGGUAUAAGGAUAUUUGGUUAAGUAAACUAUUUUUAACAGGGUUUAAACACGAUUCUCAUCUUAGUUGAAGAUUAAUUUCUUUUAAUUUCUGUUUUAACAUUGCGGUUUUUUGGCACAAUCAAAUGAUUCAAUUAUACGCCCUAAACAUUUUAACUCCCGCCAGAAACAUUUGAAUACGUUAACAAUGAAAAACAAUUGUUUGCAAACAUGGCUGCCGUCAUAUUUCGUUUGUUAGGUGUUUGUGCGCAGCAUAUCGUAUAAUGGCGGCUCUAUUGUUGUUGGAUGAUUCCGGCGCGCCAAAUACAAACAAACGGACGAGUUUUUUAUUAUAGUAAUAAUACAUAUAACAAAAACCCAAUCCAUUAUUAAUAAAAUAUUUAUGGUUACGUACAUAUUAGGUAAUUUUAUUUUUGUUAUCAUUUGUGAUAAUUGCCAUUCCAAAUACUAUAAUUACGGAAAAAAGUAAUUUUGGAUUUCCUAAAAUGAUAUCCUAGUACUCAGUACUCAGUUACCAUAAUAUUUAAUAAGGCGGAUUGAAAAUUGUUAACAAUUUCGUGUGUAAAUUAUUAAUUGAUUGUGUGUACUACUUUCUCAAAAAUUUGUACAUUAUUUAUUUUUACUUACAAUUAGAACACCUGACGCAUAAAUAUUUACGUUUUUACUUAUAAAAAGUACUUACAAUUAUGAGCUGCACUUAUCGUUAGCUUUUCCGACGUUUUUAUGAAGUCAAAAUUUUAUAACGCUUCUACAGGGUGUACUUAAUACCAUAAUCAACAUAAAAACUACAACUGAAGUGAAUCUGAGAAUUUCAAAAUUUUUUUAAGCAUAUUAGUUUACUAGUGGUAUUAUAUUAUUAAAUUGUUAUUAAUUAUAUGG
Molecule: messenger RNA, 3241 nt
Organism: Agrilus planipennis (emerald ash borer)
Lineage: Eukaryota; Metazoa; Arthropoda; Insecta; Coleoptera; Buprestidae
Product: xenotropic and polytropic retrovirus receptor 1
Exons: 8
Coding region: 315-2339 (674 amino acids)
Biological process (GO): cellular response to phosphate starvation; phosphate ion transport
Cellular component (GO): cytoplasm; plasma membrane; Golgi apparatus
Molecular function (GO): inositol hexakisphosphate binding
Source: RefSeq, a predicted model, not a curated record